AGCGGGGGCGAGGAAAAGUCUGGAGAAAAGCCCAAUGCACAUAUAUAUACGAUUAAGUGGACGCCAGCUUGAUAGUACGUUUCGAGGGUUUAGCCAAGACUCAAGAUCCGAUCGUCGCACAUCAAUAAAAAUGAAAUCAUUUCUGCUCUGUACAGUAGUCUUUACCUCUCUUCUAUCAACAUCUAUUGCACAGAAACCGUUCGUUAAGUGUUCAAACCAUAGUGAGUGUAGUCCUAAACAGUGCUGCGCUGGAUUAUCGUCCACAUUGAAAGGUGUCUGUCUCCAUCAACCACAGCUAAAAGAACCGUGCAAUCCCUACAUGAAGCCCGGUUCGAUGACAGAGUGUCCCUGUCGACUUGGCAUGGUUUGUGUUCCACGAAGAGACAGCUACUCUCGAUGCCAGUACAUCUCAACUAAUCCAGACGAGAUCGAUGAAAGCAGAUUACUGCCUUGAGCCGAGUUCACUACUUAGUAUAGAAAAUAUUAAAAAAUAAUUAACAAUAAAAUUAACUGUAUGUAAAUGAA
This is a messenger RNA of Stylophora pistillata, 525 nucleotides long. RefSeq lists its product as uncharacterized. The record is from RefSeq and is a predicted model, not a curated record. Lineage: Eukaryota; Metazoa; Cnidaria; Anthozoa; Scleractinia; Pocilloporidae.